AUGUCAGACGACAGACUAAACUCUAAUUACAUAACAACGGAGAGUAAGCUAACCAAUCUCCUGGAAAGGGAAAUGAAAACUGUAGUCAGUAAUGUAAAUAAUAAUAACAACAAUAUUCAUGAUAUCAAUAACACCAAAAGUAAUAACGUCGAUAGCUGUAAUAAGAUUAAGUCCAAAUCUAGAGGAUCGUGUUUAGAUAGUCCAAAGAAGGGACCAGCACCUUUAGUCGGGUGGCAGAACGACAGUCCAACAGUUUGCACCACUUUGCCCAACACCAAUAACAUCAACAACACCACCAACAAUUCAUUCAACUCAACUCAGGACGACAAGGACAACGAUUGUGGGUCUAGGAAAAGCUCAGGAAUCGGGAGAGACUCUAGUCUAGCUCUCACCAACGACCACUCGAGUAUCGAUACCAUUUCUUCCCACAAAAAUGAGAGCGAGUGCGAAAGCGAGAGCUUGCUGACACCCAGCGGUGAUCCCUUUCCCAACAGGCGAAGCAAUGAAGAGAAAAAUGACCAAGAAAAUGGAGAAUGCAUGGUAAACUUCUCAGCAGAGUCCUCGGUGGUGGAUCUGGUCUUCGACUUGAAGAAAAACCUGGGAAGAAAUGCUACAAGCAUCGAUUUAGAUUCUUGCAAUGAAGAUCCCAAGAUUCCUGACGGUGGCUGGGGCUGGAUGGUAGUCUUAGCCUCGCUGGUGAUCUCGCUGAUAGCUGAUGGAGUGUCAUUCAGCUUCGGCUUGCUGUACAUCGAGUUCCUGAACGAGUUCCGGGCCUCCAAGUCCAAGACUGCCUGGAUUGGCUCGCUGUUUAUGGCAGUUCCGCUGAUGAGCGGCCCGGUGAUGUCCGCGCUGGUCGACAGGUACGGCUGCAGGAAGAUGACCAUCCUAGGAGGCCUGAUCUCCGGGUUCGGGUUCACGCUCAGCUCCUUCGGUACUUCUAUUGAGUUUAUGUUUCUGACUUUCGGGAUACUAUCGGGCCUGGGGCUGGGUUUAUGCUACGUAACAGCGGUUGUUAGCAUUGCUUAUUGGUUUGAUAAAAAGAGAACCCUGGCCAUGGGGCUAGGAGCCUGCGGGACUGGCAUUGGAACCUUUGUUUAUGCGCCGCUGACUUCCUUCUGGAUCUUCGAGUACGGCUGGCGCGGAACAUGUCUUCUGCUUGGAGGUACCUUCCUCAAUCUCAUUGUUUGCGGCUGCGUGAUGAAGGACCCGGAGUGGUGGGUCAUCGAGCAGCGGAAACAGUCCAUCGAGUCACCGAGAAAGUCGAUUGUCAGGUCGGAAAAUGGGAGGUCUUGUUCGGCGAUCAGUGUUGAAGACUUUCCUGGUAUUGAGGAAUUAAGAAAACUACUCAAGAGUGGCAAGACGCCUGAAUGUCAGCUGCAGAGCUUGAGGACCAGUCUUGUCACUCCUUGUGAUGGAACGCUGGGAUCUGAGGGAGGCUCUGGGUUCAGGAGUGUUGUUAAUCUGCCGACUUUUGUACGACAGAGUGAAAAGGUGCCGUUGGAAGUCCUUGAGUCAUUGUCAACAAACUCUCGGCUGUAUAAUGUAAUUUUGGAAAAUUACCCAAGUCUUUUACUUUGCAGAAGUAUUUCUGAUAAAAAUGUUGAUCAAUCUCCAACGGGUGAAACUUCUAAUAAGGCUGGAGUAACUAUGUCUAUGAGAAUUAAGCAAGCUAAAGAAAAGAAUGCAGUUAUUAAAGAAGAUGCUCCAAGAUUCGAGUGUCCUAUUGAUGACAUGACCAAAGUCCAGACAUUGAAAGUAAAAACGGACUUUGAAAAGACAGUAGAGCAAGAAAAAUCAAAACAUCAUACUCCUGGUAUUAAUUGUGAUAUUGUCAGAACUGAUUCAUUACCUUGGCUAAGACGACAAUUCAAUCCAAAUACUCAUUAUUUCAAAAAUAUUAGAGUACAUAGAAAUUCUGUGAUGUAUCGUGGUGCAGUACUUAAUUUACACAAAUACAGGUUAAGGGCCAGUAGUUGUCCUGAUAUUUUUAGAAACACACUGUCUUUAUCAACCAUCACGUUGUUCACCUGGUUCAUCGUGCCUUACUUUUAUCUCGCGGAACACUUAACAAGAAACGGAUACUCAGAAGCGGAUGGCGCGCAUCUUCUCUCCAUUAUUGGAAUUUCAAGUACAAUUGGGAUGGUUUUUCUUGGUUGGGCUGGCGAUCAACCCUGGAUGAACAGAACAAAGACAUAUGCAGUAUGUUUAAUUGGCUGCGGCAUUGCAACGAUAUUUAUGAGCACAUUCGUUCAUAAUUACACGAUUUUAAUGGUGAGCGCAGCGUUCUUUGGAUUGUUAUUCAGCAGCAACUUGAGUUUCACACCGGUAAUUGUCGUUGAACUGAUUCCGUUGGAACGGUUUACCACAGCCUAUGGCCUGAGUUUACUCUGCCAAGGAAUAGGUAAUUUUGUCGGGCCUCCUUUUGCCGGCCUGCUGUUUGAUCUGACCAACACUUGGGAUAUGUCAUUUCUACAAGCUGGCGGGUGGAUUAUUGUCUCUGGUCUCCUUGUAGGUAUUAUUCCGUAUACGAAAAAUCGAAAAAUAUGGGGAAGUGGUCUCAUCGAAAUGGAACAGUAUGCAUAA
This is a messenger RNA of Cotesia congregata, 2583 nucleotides long. The record is from the annotation of a GenBank genome assembly. Lineage: Eukaryota; Metazoa; Arthropoda; Insecta; Hymenoptera; Braconidae.